This is a messenger RNA of Asparagus officinalis (garden asparagus), 1683 nucleotides long. RefSeq lists its product as uncharacterized. The transcript has 2 exons. The record is from RefSeq and is a predicted model, not a curated record. NCBI's taxonomy places the organism in Eukaryota, Viridiplantae, Streptophyta, Magnoliopsida, Asparagales, Asparagaceae. The coding region runs from base 715 to 1290 and encodes 191 amino acids.
UUGCAAUUGUCACUAUCUGACAAUGUGCUUCGUGAAGUUGCCGAUGAGGAAACGGCGGCGGGGUUGUGAUCAAAGCUCGAAAGUCUCUACUUGAAGAAAUCUCUUACUACGAGAUUAUACCUGAAGCAGCGGCUAUACACAUUGAAGAUGAAGGAAGGUACACCCAUUCAAGAACACCUUGAUGAAUUUAAUAAAAUUGUCAUGGAUAUAAAAAACCUGGAUCUUAAGCUUGAUGAUGAAGACAAGGCUCUCAUUGUGUUAUGUUCCUUGCCUAACUCUUAUGAAAACUUUGUUAACUCUAUGUUGUAUGGAAGAGAAUCCAUAAGUCUUGAGGAUGUGAAGGCCUCUUUGAACUCUGCUGAGUUGAGAACAAAGUUGAAUGGGAGAGGUAUCGAUAGGCAGGCUGAUGGUCUGCUAGCCAGAGGUAGAUCGAAGGCCAGAUAGGGUGAUAAAGGGUAAUCCAGAAAUCGCUCAAAGUCCAGGUCAACCCAAAACAAGAAAAAUGUUGAGUGUUUCUACUGUCACAAGAAAGGACAUUACAAGUCAGAAUGCUAUGCUCUAAAGAAGAAAGACAACCAGUGUGGUGAAACCUCAGAUUCAGCUAAUACGGCAAAGGCUGAUACUGCCGUUGUUGCUGAGACGGUUCUUGCAGUAUGUCCCUUGGAUGGCCGUUCCGAUAGAGAAUGGAUCUUGGAUAUAGGUGCGUCUUUUCAUAUGUGUCCAAAUAAAGAUUGGUUCACUACUUACAGAUCUAUAAGUGGUGGAUCAGUUUUGAUGGGCAACAAUGCAGUUUGCAGGACAGUUGGUAUUGGUACAGUUCGCAUCCGGUAUCACGAUGAGAUAGUGAGAACUUUAUCAGAUAUGAGACACAUACCGGACUUAAAGAAAAAUCUGAUUUCUUUGAGUUCUUUGGAUUCUAUUGGGUGUUCUUACACUGGCGAAGGUGGAGCUCUUAGAGUUACUAAGGGUUCAUUGGUUGUAAUGAAAGGUAGUAAGGUGAACAGUCUUUAUGUUCUCCAAGGCAGUACGGUGACAGGCUCUGCAAGUGUGUACUCUGAUGUUGAUAGGGACACUACUCAGUUGUGGCACAUGCGCUUAGGCCACAUGAGUGAGAAGGGGGUGACUAUUUUGAGUAAACGUGGCUUACUCUGUGGUGACCAUACAUCAUCACUUGAUUUCUGUGAGCAUUGUGUGUUUGGGAAGCAAACUCGGGUCAGCUUCUCGACUGGCUCACAUACGACGAAGGACACUCUCGACUACAUCCAUUCAGAUUUGUGGGGACCUGCUUAGGUUCCAUCCAAAGGUGGUGCUCUUUAUUUUCUGACGUUUAUUGAUGAUUUUUUCAGGAAAGUUUGGGUUUACUUUCUCAGGCGCAAAAGCGAGGUGUUCGAAACUUUCAAGAAGUGAAAAGUACUUAUUGAGAAUCAAACUGGAAAGAAGAUUAAACGUCUCCGAACAGAUAAUGGCCUAGAGUUCUGCAGUGGUGAGUUCAAUCAGUUCUGCUCAAAUUCUGGGAUCGUACGAUAUCGCACAGUCAGGCACACUCCUCAGCAAAACGGGGUGGCAGAACGCAUGAAUAGAAUGUUGAUGGAGAGAGCCAGGUGUAUGCUCUCAAACUCUGGCUUGGAUAAAGACUUCUGGGCUGAAGCUGUUAACACAGCUUGUUACUUGGUGAACCGGUCU